AUGUGUUCGCUGCCUUCAAUCGCAGAACUACCGGCGGUUACAGACCCAGUUCUGUCACCGGCUGUGGAGUCGCCCUCCAUAGCUCCGCGCACAGACCCGAUUAGGGUUCUGUUCGAGCAGAUGAUGGCAGGUUUAGCGAGAGUGGAGACACGCAUGGACGACUACGUUCGCCGCCCGUCUUCGCGCCACACGCUACGACCGGAACCGGAGCCGCCACACAGUCGCGCGACCCCUCAUUCGCUGGAGGUCGCCUUGCCGUUUACUCCGCCGUUUGAUGCGGUGUCCGUCGUUACGCCGCCACUGCCGACGAACGUCCCCUGUCUGAGCCGCACCGAGGGGUUUCUUCCUAACCCUAAUUGCGCAGCAGGCUCGCUUCGACCAGGGUUCGCCCAGCAGCAAUCAGCGGGGGAAUCGCCGCCCACAUCGCGACCACAGCGCUCGUCGUGGGAUCUGCCGCCCACGUCGGGAUCACAGCAGACAGGGCCAUGGGAUCUGCCUCCCUCUUCACGCGCCCCUGCCGCAUGGGAUCCUUGGGGCAACCGCUUCACCGAACACCAGAUUCAUAGCGGGCACUCAUCGUGGGACCUUCCACCCACGUCGCGAGGUCAGCACUCAUCGUGGGAUCGGCCAGCCGCGUCGCAUUCGCACCAUGCGCAGGCACCGCCAUGGGGAUUUCCCUCCUCUUCUCUCACGACCGCGGAUUGGGAUCCCUGGGGUAUUCGGUUCCCAGAUCACCAAAUUCAAAACGGUCACACGUCGUGGGAACCCCAGGAGCAGCGACAACCCGCGUCCUUACCGAUCGCGGAUAAGCCAUACGGGUUAACAACUUCCGUUACUAGCAAGAGCUUAGUACCUGUCCCAGCAGCUGUGCCUGAGCAGACCAUAUCUCAGCCUGUAACAUCUAAUGCUGGGCCAUCUGGUUUCGGUCGAAUCGAGACUCCACCACCUUCUUUGAUAACCCCAGGGCAUCUGUUACAGUCUGGACUAUCUACUGCUUUUGCACCUCAAUCUAUACAAACAACACAUAAGGAUGUGGAAGUAGUUCACGUGUCAUCAAAGCCUGUGGCUGACUCAUUAGCUCAUGGAGCAGCGGAAUCUCAACCACCUAUAUUACCAUUGCCACCAAAUGCGCAUGCCCACAAGCCAAAUGGAAGGCUGUAUUAUGCGCGUAACAAUUACAGAGGGCGUGGCGGAAGAGGCUCUGGGAACCUGCGGCCGGUUAUGAAAUUUAGUGAAGAUUUUGAUUUUUUGGCAUAUGAGGAUGAGGAUGAUGUUGAAUUGCCUAAUGUUGAGGUCAAGCCUAUUUACAAUAAGGAUGACUUCUUUGAAUCCCUUUCUUCCAAUGCCCUGAACAAUGAUCCUAAUCAUGGAAGGACAAGAUACUCGGAGCAAAUAAAAUUAGACACAGAGACGUGUGGAGUAUAUUCAAGGUAUCGAGUUGGUACAAGAGGCCUCAUUGCUCAUUGGUUUCCACCUUGA
Molecule: messenger RNA, 1479 nt
Organism: Salvia splendens (bonfire salvia)
Lineage: Eukaryota; Viridiplantae; Streptophyta; Magnoliopsida; Lamiales; Lamiaceae
Product: protein transport protein sec31-like
Exons: 1
Coding region: 1-1479 (492 amino acids)
Biological process (GO): P-body assembly; cytoplasmic stress granule assembly
Cellular component (GO): P-body
Molecular function (GO): mRNA binding
Source: RefSeq, a predicted model, not a curated record